Aspergillus steynii IBT 23096 is the source of this 1890-nucleotide messenger RNA. Its product is annotated as aldose epimerase family protein. NCBI's taxonomy places the organism in Eukaryota, Fungi, Ascomycota, Eurotiomycetes, Eurotiales, Aspergillaceae. The transcript has a single exon. Gene Ontology annotation, biological process: beta-D-galactose catabolic process via UDP-galactose, Leloir pathway; glucose metabolic process. Bases 388 to 1725 code for a protein of 445 amino acids. Gene Ontology annotation, molecular function: aldose 1-epimerase activity; carbohydrate binding. The record is from RefSeq and is a predicted model, not a curated record.
GCUCAUCCCGCCACCGAGGUCACUCCAAGAAUUGGCAUUCGGCCCAAUUCCCACCGCAUCCCGGACCUCCAUUCCCUAGUGGCGGACGGGCCCAUUCUCCAACCCCUGUUCUCGACUCUGGAUCCCGUCAUCCCUGAGCUUGUUGGCAGUUACACGCGCACUAGACCUCCUAGUCUCUGGCGACAUUCACUCGGUGCUCCACUGUCUCUGUUCACUGUUGGCUCGGAUAAUUCACCACCCCGUCCCAAUUGAACUCAACGCAACGCCAUUGUCCGUUGGUUCCUGCGCCCUGGUUCCCACCCCCGCUUGCUGGUCAGGCGGUCGUCAUGAGGUAGAGGGGAAAAAUAUUUUUUAUUUUUUUUUUCUGUAUAAUAUAUAAGCCGUGCUAUGCUUCCUCCCUCCGCCUCUCCCAGCCAGGGUUCCUCUCUCUGUCCGACCCGCUUCUUCUCCCCGCGCUUCUUCUACGUCUACUGCUUGAUCUUCCUGUCCAUCACUGCUCUCAUCGGAGUCAAGAUGCAUCUGAAAAACUACCUCCCCGUCGCCCUUCUCGGGGUGUCGGCGCUGGCUCAAUCCCCGACCCCCUCGCCCUCCGCAGACCCCUUCAAGGUCUACACCAUCAGCGCCGCCAACAUCACCGCCAAAGUGAUCCCCUACGGCGCGCGUCUGACCUCGCUGCUGGUGCCAGACCGGCACGGUAAACCGCAGGACAUCGUCGUGGGCUACGACGACCCCAAGGACUACCUGAAAGACACCAAGACCAACCACACCUUCUUCGGCGCCGUCGUCGGCCGCUACGCCAACCGCAUCAAGAACGGCACCUUCGAGGUCGACUCGACCAAGUACCAGAUCGCCACCAAUGAGAACGGCGGCGCCGACACCCUCCACGGCGGCAUCGUCGGCUACGACGCCCGCAACUGGACCGUCACCUCGCACACCAACUCCUCCGUCACCUUCACCCUGCACGACCGCGGCCUGGAGAAGUUCCCCGGCGAGGUCAUCACCCACGCCGUCUUCGCCGUCGACAGCACCCCCUCCGCCGACAACCCGGCCGGUCUGCCCCAGCUCACCACCAAGCUGAUCUCCCUGGCCCUGACGCAGACCACCCCCAUCAUGCUCUCCAACCACAUCUACUGGAACCUGAACGCCUUCCAGAAGCCCACCAUCCUCAACGACACCUUCCUGCAGCUGCCCCUAUCCCAGCGCCUCAUCGGCACCGACGGCAUCCUCAUCCCCAACGGCACCAUCCUCGGCGUCGACGCCUACAAGGGCAGCCCCGACUUCACCCAGGGGAAGCUCGUCGGCCGCGACCUCAAGAACGCCCAGGGGCUCUGCGGCGACGACUGCACCGGCUACGACAACUGCUUCGUCGUCGACCGCCCAGCCCAGUCCGCCGCCUCCAACUCCGUGGUCCCCGUCCUGCGCGCCAACUCCUCCGCCACCGGCAUCAGCCUCGAGGUUGCCACCAACCAGCAGGCCGUCCAGAUCUACUCCUGCAACGGCCAGAACGGCACCAUCCCCAUCAAGCCGUCGCAGGCCAAGAAGAACAAGGACGCCAAGAUCGACGGCGCCAAGGCCGUCAACAAGUACGGCUGCCUGGUCAUCGAGCCCGAGGGCUGGAUCGACGGCAUCAAUAACCCCGAGUGGGGCCAGCUGGGCGAUCAGGUCUUUUCGCCGGAGAGCGCGCCGGCGGUCAAUUGGGCGACGUACAGGUUCGGGACGGUUUGAGGAUCGGUCUGGAUGAAGGAGCAAAGGACUUGGACUUGGUCUGGAAGACUACUAAUGAUUUUCACUUCGCAUUGUCUUUUAUUUUGAGCGUUCUCAGCUACUCCGUGUACAUACUCGUCGUUUGUCAAUAAUAGGGCUAGCAAUUGAGGACUUUAAUUCAUGGUA